UUACGGAAAUCAUUUGAAAAGUUCCGUGUGCCGCUUUCACUGGGUUGGGGGCGCACACAUUCAAAAUUGCACAACAAAAUGCCCAGAAGAUGUUCACCAAAAUUAUACGUAACUGUGGCCAUGUUUACCUGAAGAGCGGAUAUCCGUCCGGCUCGGGAGCGGUGCCGCACCGGGUCCUGCACAACUGGGACCGCCAGCAUGCGGAGCACGAGCAGCGAAAGAAGGCCAUCCCGCGGCUGGUGUAUCUGCACAAUCCGUGGAAGUAUCUGCUGACGAAAUUCAACCUGUGGCAGCUCCGGUGGCUGUGGGAUCCGGAAUUCAAUGAAUCGGAAUUCAUCGAGGGCUCCAAGCAGGCGGCCGUCGUCGUGACGGACAUCAUACGGCAGCAGAGCCCCGAGAAGAUGAGCACGUACACCACGCCGGUGGGCUUCCAACAGAUCUCCCGCGACAUGCUACUCUCCCGCAACGACAACCGGCUGCAGUUGAUCCGUUUCCAGAGGGAGCACCUGCGUCGUGCCAUUCCCAUGAAGGUGGCCCGGCGCCAGAGCUUCGGCCGGAGGUAUGCCUUCAUCGAUGUGCUCUUUGUGGGGCUGCGGAACACCAAAGACUUUGACUCCGCCUCGGAGGUGGUGGAGGUGAACGAGCUCGUCCGCCGGAUGGACAGGGAGCUGAGGACACCUCGCGAUGUCGUGUCGGUGCCGCAUCGCAUUGUCUUUGCCGAGAUCUUCAUACGCUUCCGGCGCGACUACACCGAGGAUGCCAGGCGAAACUUUGAAACAAAGGAUCACAUGGCGCAGUCGGGCUACCCCUUCACACAUCAGUUCAGUGCCCCACUCACGCCCCAGGCGGCCCUCUCAAAGAGUUUAGUUCCACCACAUCCGCCUGAUGCGCUGGCGAGAUCUACACAGAAUCCGGCCACAGCGCAGCUGACCCCAACGGGCCGCAUCGUGCCGCGCUCGGGCGAUACCGACUGGUCGGUAUCCUUCUAUAAGAUCCUCACCUUCGAUGUCCUCAACUAUGAUCCCGAUCAUAAGCGUCGACAACGGUAGCCUUUAAGCCGAAUGGCAGGGAAGGAUUUCUUUCAGUGUAGCUUGAAUAAAGCCCAGUUUUUUUCUCAAAAAUAA
Drosophila persimilis is the source of this 1124-nucleotide messenger RNA. RefSeq lists its product as uncharacterized. Gene Ontology annotation, biological process: inner mitochondrial membrane organization; protein insertion into mitochondrial inner membrane from matrix. The transcript has a single exon. Gene Ontology annotation, molecular function: ribosome binding. NCBI's taxonomy places the organism in Eukaryota, Metazoa, Arthropoda, Insecta, Diptera, Drosophilidae. The record is from RefSeq and is a predicted model, not a curated record. The coding region runs from base 90 to 1049 and encodes 319 amino acids. Gene Ontology annotation, cellular component: mitochondrial inner membrane.